Molecule: messenger RNA, 781 nt
Organism: Columba livia (rock pigeon)
Lineage: Eukaryota; Metazoa; Chordata; Aves; Columbiformes; Columbidae
Gene: CAMSAP3
Product: calmodulin regulated spectrin associated protein family member 3
Exons: 2
Coding region: 284-766 (160 amino acids)
Biological process (GO): cytoplasmic microtubule organization; negative regulation of microtubule depolymerization
Cellular component (GO): microtubule minus-end
Molecular function (GO): calmodulin binding; microtubule minus-end binding
Source: RefSeq, a predicted model, not a curated record
CCCUCCCCGCACCUGGCGCUCGCGCCACGCUCCCGCCCGGGGCCGCGCCCGCUGCCGAACCCACCCGAACCCUUUCCGAACCCACCCGAACCUUUUCCGAACCCACCCGAAACCCCCCGAACCCACCCGAGCGCUCCCCGAGCCCACCCGAACCCUUUCCGACUCCACCCGAAACCCCGUCGAGCCCACCCGAAGCGGAGCCGAACGUGUCCGAAAGCGACCCGAACGCCAACCGAACCGGGCCGGGCAGGGCCCCGCCGGUGAGGCCGCCGCGGCCCCGGGGAUGGUGGCGGCUCCUCCCGCCGCCACCGCGGCCAUGCGCCGGGGUUUCCUGGUGCCCGAGAUCCGCCCGCUCGACCAGUACGACGGGGCGAGGGCUCGGAGCGCCGCCAGCCUCGCCUGGGCCAUCGCCACCGGCUACGGAGGCGCGGGCAAUGUCCCCGAGGAGCUGCGCGACCCGUUCUACACGGACCAAUACGAGCAGGAGCACCUGAAGCCGCCGGUCACCCGGUUACUGCUGACGUCAGACAUCUACUGCCGCGCCUGGCGCCACGCGCUGGGCCCGGCCACGCCCCCGGCCACGCCCCUGGCCACGCCCAGCGACAACGCCGCCCUGCUGGCCCUGCUGGGGCAUCGCGGGCUGCCCCCCACUUUCCAGGACACCCCCGUGCGCCCCGCAGACCUGCAGCAGCGCCCCAUCAAACUGGUGCGCACUGGGGGGACUGGGGGCACUGGGGGGCACUGGAGUAUGAGGGACUGGGGGUGAAGGGGCUGCCCCCCA